AAAGUGAAAGAAGAAGAAGCUGCCAUAUUGCAGUGAUACAGCGAGUUUACAGACCAAAUCUUGAGAAUACUCUGUAAGUUUCUGUGAUCGUAGAAACGAUGCUCUCAACGCAGGCUUUCGCAGACAACGGGAAGAUGAAAGAUUAUCACUACACCGGGCCAGUGGAGCACCGCUUCUCGCCGUACGCUUUCAACGGAGGGACUGUACUAGCUGUUGCUGGGGAAGACUUCGCCAUCGUAGCCUCAGACACCCGUCUCAGCGAAGGCUACUCGAUCCACAGCCGUGACUCCCCAAAAUGCUACAAGCUGACAGACACCACCGUCAUUGGCUGCAGUGGUUUCCACGGCGACUGCCUGACUCUGACUAAAAUCAUUGAUGCCAGACUAAAGAUGUACAAACACUCGAAUAACAAGACGAUGACCAGUGGAGCCGUAGCAGCCAUGCUGUCCACCAUCCUGUACAGCAGGAGGUUCUUCCCCUACUACGUCUACAACAUCAUUGGAGGACUCGAUGAGGAGGGCAGGGGAGCAGUGUAUAGCUUUGACCCAGUGGGCUCCUACCAGAGAGACACCUACAAGGCGGGAGGAUCAGCCAGUGCCAUGCUGCAGCCACUACUAGAUAACCAGAUUGGAUUUAAGAACAUGGAGGGUGUGCAGCACGUUCCUCUGACUCAGGAAAAGGCGACCCAGCUGGUAAAAGACGUCUUCAUCUCAGCUGCAGAAAGAGACGUCUACACCGGAGACGCUCUCCGGCUCUGUAUCGUCACCAAGGAGGGCAUCAAAGAAGAGACAAUCUCACUGAGGAAGGACUGAGGAGGGAUAGACUAAACUCCCUUUUUCACUGCUUCCCCCUUUUCUUUCUAUUUCCCCAUUUCCUCCUGUUGGUUUUGCCUCUAUGCACCAAGUCUUAGAAUAGGAGUGUUUAUCUGAGACCAGUUUUCAGCUCCCUCGCAAGUUUAUUAUCAUGGGUAUUUUUGUUGAGCAGAGGACACAAUCUGUUCAGCUAGUGCCACCAAGCUGAUAAUCCAGCACCUUGCCAUCCAAGGAAAGUCAUCACAAAGUUGCCCAGAAUGUUUAUUGUACUCCCAAUUUUGCUUGUGAGUGACGAUGAAUUCCCCUCUCUUUCUUUCCUUCUAGACUUGGUUGCAUAUGCGUGAUGUAUUUCAGAAAAGAGGUCAUCUUUGUCUGAGCACUUGGGUUAAUGUGGGCCUGUCAUGGUCAUGUGACCUAACCAGGUAAUUCAGAACAGUACAGAACAGAAUACAUAAGAAACUGAAUCUGAGUUGAAUUCAAUUUCUAUGUACUCAUCUUAAUCUGUAGGAACCUUGAGCUGAAGGAACUUGAAUAGGUUUUUAAUUUGAUUAAAAUAUUAAUGCUACUCUUGACAGGUUAAUCAGACACACCUCAAAUACAUAAACAUUGGGGGAAAGAGUUUUUUUUCCCCCUUUUUUUUCUGAAUUCCCCCCCGACCUCUCAGUCCCUCUGUCUCCGCCUCUGGACCCGGCCUUUGUUUGGAAUUAAAAUUUUCAAAAACGAUAUAUACUUUGCUGUUCUUUUUAUAUUCUUAUUAAAGAAUAGAAUAAAACAAGUUUGCUGAAGUUGU
This is a messenger RNA of Myripristis murdjan (pinecone soldierfish), 1602 nucleotides long. RefSeq names its product proteasome 20S subunit beta 1 (gene psmb1). The coding region runs from base 99 to 812 and encodes 237 amino acids. Gene Ontology annotation, cellular component: proteasome core complex; cytoplasm; nucleus. Lineage: Eukaryota; Metazoa; Chordata; Actinopteri; Holocentriformes; Holocentridae. The transcript is spliced from 6 exons. The record is from RefSeq and is a predicted model, not a curated record.